AUGAAUUUGAGCAUCAAAGCUCUUUUUUGCUGGGUUAAAGCUGCAACAGGAAGUGGCGAGGAAACUCACAUUGAAGAUUUGCAAAAUGGGGAGAUCUUACUCAAGCUGGUCCAUCUAUUAAAGAAGUCAAUUCCCAGUUCUUGCCAUUGUGUUGAUGAGCGUUUCAAAAUAAUUUCAAACUUUAUUAAAAGUGAUUGCAGAUUUAACGCACUGAAUGGAACUCCUAUUGAAUGGGAAGCGAUUAAAGACGGCAGAAACCUCUCUGUUGAAAUUGCAAAGGUCAUUUUAAUACUUGUUUAUUAUGACAUGAUGAAUGACCACUGCACAUUGAAAAAGCUUGAUUGUGAUGUCGAGCGUCAGAUCGCAGGUUUAACUUUAACUUAUGUGGAGGAGAAUGAAGGGAGUGUCUCUUUGGUGCCCGGUUUAGAUGCCCAUUUAUCUAGAAGGCACUUGACAGUUUCCCAUAAUAUUUUAGAAAAGUCUGCAACCGUUUCAACUACCACUUCAGUUUCCAGUCUGUCGUCUUUAUAUGAUGAUGAUGAGUCCCCUCUUUUUGGUCGUUCUCAAAAAGUCAAAUUUUUGGAUUUGCAAAAAGUUGCCUCAUCUUCAGUCAGCUCUUCGCCUAUACAAGAUGUUAUGAACACGCCCGUUUUCCAAAUGAGAAGAAUGAAACGGCAGUUAAUGCAAGACCGUGACUACAUAGAUGGUCUUGAAAAGGAACUCUCCAACAAACUGGCACUAUUGUCACAGAGGGAAUCUCUAAUAAACCAGCUUCAGUAUUGUUUGGAUAAAUUAAAAGAGGACCGUGGUGUUGAUGAACAAAGCACAAGAGCGCGAAUUGAUGAGCUGGAAAACAAGAAAAACAUGCAAUCGUGCUUGGAUGAUUUUCUGAAGCAGAAUAAGGAACUCAAGAAUAAUGCUGCAAUGAGUGAUCGCAAAGUGAAUGAACUUGCAGAAGAAAAUGGUGUGCUUACUUCCCAGAUGAGGACAGUGUGCUCCCGGUUGGCCAUCUCUGAGGCAGAGGUUGGCAAGCUGACAGAGGCCCAUGAAUCCAAUGAAGCGGAGUGGCAAAGCAGCAUUUCCACUUUGCAGUCAGAGCUUUGUGAAGCCAGGGCACAGAAGGAACUUUAUGCAGAACAGAUUGAGAUUCUUCAAGGAAAGAUCUCCUGCUUGAAAGAUGAAAUUGAUAGAUCAACACAAGAAGAAGGAGAGAACAUGUGGAUUUCAGUUGAGAAACAAUUACUGGAGAGCAGAAUUUGCACCUUAACAGAAGAGUUGGAGAACGCCACAAACUCUCUUGAGAAAAUUGAAGCGGAGGUUCAGGCCAAGACGCAGCAACUGAAGGCGUGUGAGCGUGAGAUUUCUGACCAGAAGGAGCUUUUAAUUCAGAAACAGAACCAAAUUGAUCAAUUGCUUGAGUCGAAGAAUGAAGCCAUAGACAAACUUCAGAAGGAAAUGGCUGAAAUGGGAGAAACUUUGCAGCAGGAGAUACAAGCGCUUAAACUUCGACUGGAAGAAGCAGAGAAACAGAAGCAGGAACAGGCCACCAGAGCUCAGCUGGUGAAAGCAGAGGAGGAUGUGCAAAUCAAGGAAAACCACUUUGCUUUAAAACAGGAUCAAGUAGAGGGACUGCUGGCUCAGGUUUCUCAAUUUGAAGAUGAAAUCAAGCGCAUGCAGGGCAACCUUCAAAGAAAAGAGGUAGAAUUGUUUAACCUUAAAAAGGAGACGUUGAAGCAUGAGGAACAGCUAAAAGAGGAUUAUCUCAAACGGUCAGAGGAGCUUGACUAUGAAAUCUCUCGUCUCACUCUCCAAGUGAAAAGUCUACAUGAGUCUUUGAAUAGUACUGCAGAACAGCUAACUGUCAAAGAAGACUUGCUGGCCAGAAAGGAGACUGAGCUCUCUCAGGAAACAGAUGCAGCUCAGAAACUCAAGGCAACAGUUGAUGAGCUGAUAGUGCUUAGACAGCAGCUGCAAGCCAAAGAACGAGAGAUGAUUACAUUGAAAGAUGAGUCGGAUGAGCAGUCAAACCUGCAACAAGAAGAGAUCCAGAUCAUGAAGAGCCAACUUGAGGAUAUGGCCAAAACAUUAAGGUGCUCAGAAGAAGGAAAGCUGCAGAUAAUUUCUGAACAACUGAAAAGUGCUCAAGAGCAGGAGCUACUACAGGAACAACUUUCACAGUGUCAGAUUGUUGUUAAACAGCUAGAGAAUGAGGUCGGUGCAAAAGAACGAGAAAUGGCACUUAACUCUGAGCAGUCCAAAGCUUUAUGUUUACAGAACGAGGAUCUUCAGAAACGACUGGAGUCAUUGGCUUCAUCCUUGGAGGAUGCACAGGAGAAAAUGCAUUCCAAAGAGUUGUUACUUAUUCAACAUCAGCAAGAAGCCAAACAAAAACAAGAGAACCUGAUGCUCAAAGUGGAGCAGGCUGAAAAAGAGACUUUGGAGCUCAAAGUUAAAAGCAGUCAGUCCCAAUGUGUAGAGUCCCUGAAGAGUCUACUCGAGGACCGUUCUCAGAACGCUGCAGCCAAAGACGAGCAGUUUCGUGGACUCCAGUUGGAGUCAGUACAGAAAAUUGAGGACCUUAAGCAAGAACUUGUCUCGGUGGCUGCAGAGUUGAACCAGCAAAAAGAAAUGAAUAUCCAUAUCCUCAGACAAAAGGACGAAACUAUAGAAUCUACUCAAAUGGAACGAGACUCUCUUAUUAAGCAAAAAGCAGCUCUUGAUGCAAGAGUUCUUGCUGUAGAACAACAACUGGAGGGCGCAGUCUUGGAGAACAAAAGACUUUCUCAAGCUAAACAGGCCUUUGAAAGAGAAAAUUAUGCUGCACUGAAACUGCAGGCUAAAUUGCAGGAGGAACUACAGGUUCUGAAACGGGACAAUAGCAUUCUUCUAAAUGAAAAAGAAAAAGUAAAAGAUGUUGAGGAGGAAGACUUGCUUCAGCAGCUGACUGCGAAAACAACUGCUAUGGAACAUUAUAAAGCCCAGAUGGAAAAGGCAAUGGAUCACUACAACAGUAAGAAGGAGCUUUUAAAAAAAAGUGAAGGAGAAGUGGCAAAUCUGAAACAUGCCCUGGAGGUUCAGGGGAGUGAACUUAAAAAUGUCACUCUGGAAAAGAAGCUUAUGCAAAUGGAGCUGGAAAGAAUCCAGAGCAAUGAAAAAAAACUCCUGAACAAGAUUGCCAGUUUGGAAGCACAGCAAAGCUUUGCUGAUAAGGCUCUUUGCGAACAAAAUACCCUCCUGAAUGACCAUAAGGCACAAGGGCGUAGGGCCUCUACCCUGGAAGUUGCUGGAGACCGAUUUGGUAUAAAAAGAUCCAAGCCACAAAGCAUCAGCUCCGACAGCCUCGACCAGAGCUCUCUCGAUGAUUCACUGAACGACACAAGAAAAUUGUCUGCUCCCGAAUCAAGCACACCGCUCGUCCGGAGUUCAGAACGCCUAGCUGCUAAACGGCAUGUUCUCCAGGCCGAGUCGCUGGAGACACUUUACUUUACUCCCAUCAACACAAGGCACAGGAGCAAUACAGGCACCAAGCCAGAAGCGUCUGCCAAGAGAAAUUCUGCUUCAUCUGUAAAGAGGCGAAGGACCACACAGGUUAUAAACAUCACAAUGACAAAGAAAACUCCUGGCCGUAAUGAAGCGGACGAGACAUUCUACAGCUUGGCGUCUGCACGCUCUCAGCCGAACCUCUCCAGUGCUCAUAAAGUCUCCACAGAACUUUUCAACACACCUAAAGCAGCAGAGUCUGACCAGCUCAUCGGUCUCCCGGGUUACAGACGCAGCACCAUCCAUUCACAAGCUACAAGCACGUUCUGUGUUGGAGCAGAAAAUGAACCAGACGGUGGACCCGAGGAUUGGAUGCGAAUUGCUGAGAUCCAGGCAAGAAACAAGGCUUGUCUUCCACAUCUGAAGAGCAGCUAUCCGUUGGAGUUUGAUUCUGUUCGCAAUAGUGCUUUGAUUUUUACUGAUGAAGAACUUCGCACUGGUGACCCCAUUGAGACCAUUCGGCGUGCUUCUGUGAUGCCCGGGCAGCUGCAGGACUCUCUGACCUCUCAUAGGCUCUCGUACAUGGGUCAGAGUGCUAACAUGGCUCCAUCUCUGUCACGACUCUCCACAAUGCCAGGCCAAGUAAACUCCACGCUCAGAAGUCCAAAAGGCAGCAAGCGGGCUGCGUCUACGCUGUCUCUACACACUACUUCACCUGAGAAAAAAACAAGAGCCAGCUGUUUUCCGCGUCCGCUCACUCCUAAAAACCGAAAUGUUAGUGGUCCAGCGUUUCCUCACUGCCAAACUGCCCCCAGUCCAGCUGAUCGUAGACAAUCAAUGAUGUUCACUAUUGACAACACCCCUAAAAAAGACGCACGAAAGGACCUCCUGAAGAAGGGCUUAAACAAACUUCGAAACUCCACACGGAAAUCUCCAGGCAAGAGUUUGAAGUCUCCUGCACAGUCAGCGAGCCGGCGCGGCCAAGAGAAUGUGCCUACGAAAGCUGGCCGCCCAGCUGUUGGAGGGGCAGGCAGACUUGGAAGCCAGAAAUCUCCCCAGGUGCCAAAUAAAGGACAACGAAAGUCUCCACGAGGGCCACAAAGGGCUGCAAAGUCUCCUGGAAUCACAGCGAGUGCUCGCAAGAUGAUGAGCAGGAUGAAAGUCUGA
This is a messenger RNA of Knipowitschia caucasica, 4647 nucleotides long. The record is from the annotation of a GenBank genome assembly. Lineage: Eukaryota; Metazoa; Chordata; Actinopteri; Gobiiformes; Gobiidae.